UUUCUGACUCCCAAAAUUUUCUCGGGAAACGGGGGGCGCACUCGCGGACGGGGAAGGAAGGAGGAAGGAGGAAGCGAUGGCGGUUCGAGCCACCGUGUCGAGGUUCCCGAUCGAUCCGGACGCGCAGGAGGGCUCCGGCCUGCCGUGGGGGAUCACGGUCGCCCCCUUCGCCCCCACGGACGAGAACGGCAACCCGCCGGCGUACGGAUCGGGCGGCCACCUGAUCCCCCGGUGCGAGAACUGCUGGGCGUACUUCAACGCCUACUGCGAGCUCGACCAGUGGGCGUGGAACUGCUCCCUCUGCGGCACCCUCAACGGCCUCUCCUCCGAGUGCAUCGACAAGUACUCGCGCCCGCAGUCCUGCCCCGAGAUGUCGUCCUCGUUCAUAGAUCUCGAGCUCCCCGCGGAAGGAUCGGAGGAGCCCGUGGAAGCUCGGCCCGUCUACGUCGCUGCUGUUGAUUUGUCGUCUUCAGAAGAAUUUUUGGAACUCACAAAGAGCGCACUACUAGCAGCUCUAGAAGCUCUUGGGCCUGGUUCGUUGUUUGGGCUUGCUACCUUCAGCCAUAAGAUUGGAUUGUAUGAUGUCCAAGGGCCUGUACCAGUUGUGAAAAAUGUUUUCAUUCCUCCUGAUUCUGAAGACAGACUCUCGUUGGAGCUUGAAGAUGUCAUGCCUUUACUACAGUUUCUAGCACCUGUGGAAACCUGUAAGGAUCGUAUUGCAUCUGCUCUUGAAACACUUAGACCAACUACUUCAUGGGAAAGGAGUACAGCAGCCGGUCAAGGACUUGAUGGUGUUUUGAUGGGUGGAAGAGGAUUUGGGGUGGCAAUGGAAUCUCUUUUCAACUACCUUGGAUCAGAAUAUGGAAGUACCUUUGCCUUAGCGAGGGUCUUUGCCUUUCUAUCUGGUCCUCCUGAUUAUGGAGCUGGGCAGCUGGAUACAAGGCGGUAUGGGGAGCAAUACGCCAGCAGAGGAGAGGAUGCUGAUCGGGCUUUAUUACCUGAGCAGACCCCAUUUUAUAAGGAACUGGCAGCUGUCGCUGUUCAAGCAGGUGUUUCUGUCGACAUAUUCGCUGUGACCAACGAAUAUACAGAUCUGGCAUCCCUAAAGUUUCUUAGUAUUGACAGUGGAGGCUCAUUGUUCUUGUAUACAAGUACAGACGAUUCAACUCUUCCUCAGGACAUGUACCGGAUGUUGAGCAGGCCAUAUGCUUUUGGUUGUAUAAUGCGAUUGAGAACAUCUUCAGAAUUUAAACAAGGCCACUCAUAUGGUCAUUUCUCUCCGGAUCCGCAAUAUGAAAACGUGCAGCGCAUAAUAUGUUGUGAUUCCUAUGCCACAUUUGCCUAUGACUUUGAAUUUGCAAAUACUGUUGGCUUUUCCAGACACACAUCAGAGCCUCCCGUCUUACAGAUUGCUUUUCGUUACACUGUCGUAAUACCACCACAGGAGCUCACAGAUUCAUCAAACGGUUCAGGUAAUAGGUCCAGUUACUCCCUCAAACGUCGCCUGAGAAUACGAACUUUGCAAUACACUGCUGCCCAUAAUAUGAAUGAAGUCUAUGACAGUGUUGAUCCUGAAGUGGUUUUAUCUUUACUUGUUCACAAGGUUAUAUCAGCAUCUUUGGAGCAAGGAGUUCGGGAGGGAAGGAUGCUGCUUCAUGAUUGGCUCGUAAUCCUUACUGCUCAGUAUAAUGAUGCUUACAAGCUCAUUGAGCCCAAGAAUGAGAGUCCGCUAAACGCUCAGGUUGACGUUGCAUUCUCACAAUGCCCCCAAUUGCAAAUGUUACCGCAUCUUGUUUUUGCUCUACUUCGGAAUCCUCUUCUCCGCUUCCACGAGGAAGGUGUCCACCCAGACUACCGGAUUUAUUUGCAAUGCCUUUUCAGUGCACUGGAGCCAAGUUCCCUUCACCGUGCUGUCUAUCCUAGGCUAACAUCCUAUUCUACGCCUGACAAGCAAGCAUAUCCACGCCACUCAUUGAGUCGUGCGGCCCUAAUUACCAGCGGCAGUCCAAUAUUUUUCCUCGAUGCAUUUACAACACUUAUUGUGUUCUAUUCUUCAACGGCAGACCCUUCACUUCCUUUUCCUCCACCGCAUGAUUGCUUAUUACGGACUACAAUCAACAGAUUGAAGCAAGACAGAAGCAUAACUCCCAAACUCCUCUUUAUAAGGGGAGGGCAGGAAGAUGCGUCAGCCUUCGAGAACUAUCUCAUUGAGGAGCAGGAUGUUGAUGGAAGUGGCCUCACUAGCAACAUGGGGUUUGUUUCCUUCCUCGAGGACAUCACUCAGGGCGUGCUAGAGUACCUGAAGUAAAAAAGAAAAAAAAAUGAAGCAGCCAAUGGACCUCCAGAGCUUUGCAACCGGAGAAUGUCAAUGCGUUAACUUUUUCUCUUAACGAGCGGCUAUAGAUUGGACAGCAAACGAGAGCUCAAACUUCUGGCUAAAGGGGCUUCGAGAUGUUUAUGCAGAUCAAUGUCGAGAGAGCCGAUUCAUCACAUUGCUUGUGCUUUGCCCGUUUCUUUUUAGACAGUGCUCUUUGUGCAGUAACACAAAGUAGGAGAGCGGAAACGCAGUUUGGGGAUAUAGCUGCUUUUUUUCUUCAACAAGAAGGGAAUUUUUUUUAGGUCUUGUCAUCCAUUUGAGUUAAAAAGGAUUUGAGGACGCUUGUACCACCUGUGAGUUCUCAUUUAUUUGAACUAAGUUAAAGGUGAUAUCAACAGGGAUGCAAUAAAGUUAGAAUUGAUCAAUC
This is a messenger RNA of Syzygium oleosum, 2744 nucleotides long. Its product is annotated as protein transport protein SEC23 D. The record is from RefSeq and is a predicted model, not a curated record. Gene Ontology annotation, molecular function: zinc ion binding; SNARE binding. Gene Ontology annotation, cellular component: COPII vesicle coat; endoplasmic reticulum exit site. Lineage: Eukaryota; Viridiplantae; Streptophyta; Magnoliopsida; Myrtales; Myrtaceae. Gene Ontology annotation, biological process: endoplasmic reticulum to Golgi vesicle-mediated transport; COPII-coated vesicle cargo loading; intracellular protein transport. Bases 77 to 2308 code for a protein of 743 amino acids. The transcript is spliced from 14 exons.